Blumeria graminis f. sp. triticale is the source of this 243-nucleotide messenger RNA. The record is from the annotation of a GenBank genome assembly. Lineage: Eukaryota; Fungi; Ascomycota; Leotiomycetes; Helotiales; Erysiphaceae.
AUGAUUAGUCCAAAUGUCAAACUGAGUUAUCGUCGUAUACAGUCGUCGGAGGAGCCUGUCUUCUCCGUGUCAUGCUCUUUGAGUGCAAGGCUUGUGCCCGUCACGAAUAAAUUUUCAUCAUCACCCACACCCCAUGCGUGUAGAGUUCACUGUAUAUAUUUUUAUUUAUACAUUUAUGUCCUAUUUGAGAUUCCAACUAUGUCGGACAGACUAUUUAAAUACAACUUUUCUAUUUCAUUCUAA